Molecule: messenger RNA, 687 nt
Organism: Sclerotinia sclerotiorum 1980 UF-70
Lineage: Eukaryota; Fungi; Ascomycota; Leotiomycetes; Helotiales; Sclerotiniaceae
Exons: 1
Coding region: 1-687 (228 amino acids)
Biological process (GO): attachment of GPI anchor to protein
Cellular component (GO): GPI-anchor transamidase complex
Source: RefSeq, a predicted model, not a curated record
AUGGUAUUACCUCGACAAGAUAUUCAAGAAAAGGCGCCAUUGGAGCAGCCGCUACUUUAUGCCGAGCGCUCUUUCAUUGGGUAUGGGCAGGAACGAGGUGGUGUACAGGCUAUUCUUACGAAUCCAUCGCCAAGAGAUGCAGUUGAUUUUGUGUACAUGGAGUCGCUCCCUUGGUUUAUGAAAGUUUAUCUUCACACUCUUGAAGCCAAGACGAAUGGCUUUCACGAAGAUGUCAUACAAGAAAUGUUUUAUCGUCCAGCUCUAGACCGGAAGAGGGGAACUCAACUGGAAGUGCGCAUGCGUAUUCCAGCGAACUCUACGGUCAUUUUGACCUAUGACUUUGAAAAGGCAAUCCUUCGGUAUACAGAAUAUCCUCCCGACGCCAAUCGUGGGUUCGAUGUUGCUCCGGCCGUUAUCACGAUUGGAAAUGUUAGCAUCCGUACCACGACCCUUUUGCUUCCCCUUCCAACGCCGGAUUUCAGCAUGCCUUACAAUGUCAUUAUUCUUACUAGUACAGUAAUGGCCUUGGCAUUUGGAAGUGUUUUCAAUCUUCUAGUGAGGAGAUUUGUUGCAGCGGAUGAAGCUGAAAAUUGGGAUAUCAGGGCUGUUAGAUUACGGAUUGCAUUGCUUGUGCAGAAGAUUCUGGCUCGGAUGGUUGGGCAAGCGAAGUAUGGCAAGGAGGAAUAG